AUGGGAAGUCCUUUCUUUUGUUUUGUAGGACUACCCAGAAGACUCCGAGGUACAAACCUGCUAUGGAAUGGCAACACGGAAGAGGCUUUAUCUCUUUUGCGAGACGAUGUUUUAGUUUCAUAUCCUGGAACAAGGUGCCACUGCAGCAGCCUGGCCUUCUCGCUCAUCGUGCACGCGCUGGCUCAGCACACGGCCGAGGGCGACUACCAGACGUGGGUGGAAGAGCACGUGCUGGGCACGGAGGAUACCGGCUUCGACUUCACUCCCGCCACGCUCUCCGAGGUCAGCCCCGGAUACUACAGCAGUGGAGAAGCCGCUCCCCUCUGCGACCUGGACUGGUAUCACCCCGCGGGCCAAAUGUACUCCACCACCAGGGACUUGGACAAGCUUGCCAUGCUCCUCCACGGCUUGUACAGAGGUGUCGGCAAAGUCAAAGUCGAAGGCAACCGCGGCGGUGCGCUUCUUCAACAAGGCACCGUUUGGACCACGCUGGCUCCUCUGCACGAGUGCCAGGAGGGAUAUUUCGCCCACAAGACCGGCACGCCGUAGGAGACGGACGAGCGGUCGGGGUACGACGUGGUGAGGAAGGACGGCGACAUCGACGGCUACACGGCCACAUUCUCGCUGGUGUCCACGCUCAAGCUCUCCUUCAUCACGCUCAUGUCGGGCGGGCGGCCCCGAGGCGUCGACCCCGCCGUCGAGGCGUACCGGCUGCUCGUCCCGGCGCUCCGAGAGACGCUGAGGCAGCCGUCCCCGCCCGAUCCUGGGGCGUACGUUUGCUAUUACACGCACGGGAACGCGACGUUCUACGAGGUGCGGGCCCACGACAGCGGUGCCCUCUCCACGCGGCAGCUUGGCCCACACAUGGACGAAAUCCCCGAAGGUUACAGAACUAUUUGGGUCGGUUACUUAAUGGAUAUAAUCUUUCAAGUCACUUUCGAGGGAGAUUAUCCCUGCGUCUUUCGUACGCCAAAUGUUACGCUGACCCUGCAGUCUCAAGACGGGAAAAUGUUUCACUUUUACGCCUUCAACAUAUAUGGUGUCUCUCCAGGUUUUGAUAUUCCAGGACUGAAUAUAUACCAGGUUCUCAAAAUUCAAAAGCAAGGUCCCUUCCUAAUUGGUGUUAAUAUUACAAAAUUGAACACGAAGCGGCUUAAUAGCCUGGUUAAUGUCCAGUGUGAGGUGUAAUAGCAGAAUGUCUAACACGUUCAAUAUGUAUUAUGUGAUCGUGCAGUGAUAUCUAAUUACGUGAAAUUUUCAGAAAAAAAUUAAGCGCGCUGUUGAGAUCAAUUAGAAUCCUUUCAGAAGAGGUAAUGUAUUUGUAACAAAAAAUGUGCUUUGUAAAAAUGCACAUAAUUAAUAUUCCUUGAUUAAUUCAAUAAUAUAGUGCAGGUUUUCUGGGAAUACCCGCCGAAUUAUCAGCAUUAAAGAUGGGCAAAUAUGUUCACCAUGGUAAUUGAACUUUGUUAUUACUGUGCAUGCAAAUGAAGGCAUCCAAACAAGAAAGCUAACAUGAAAGAAAUACAUCUCUUGAAGUAGUGUCAUGCAGUGUAUAAUUCGAGCCAUUUAUUUAGAGCCUAAAACAUGCAGUUGUCCGUGAUAUUUAAAUAAUGUGCCAAUUUGGAUCAAUAACACACGAAGAAAGAAUGGGCCCUCUGAUGCUGUUUUUUGGUUGUACCUCGCGUAUCUCUCAGCACGAUGCCCAAAGUUUUUCCCCGCGUGCUGGAAACUUCUUCCUCCUCCAGCACGUGGAGUGAGCACGUGGAGUGAGGACUUAAGUUAAUAUUCAGUAUUUCUCACCAGUUGUCCUUCAUCAACACGAUGAACAAACAUGACCAAACAUUUAGACCACACAAUAAUAUGCACAUUUGUAUGGCGUCUGUUGAUACAACCGGCUGAUGAGUGCCCUCCCAUGGAAUGGAGGUUGACUAUGGGAUUUGUAAGAAGGGAGUGAGAUGAGAGAGAAAUGGGUCAGACCAUGAGGACUCUUACAAUAAUGGCAAUCUUGAAGUGAAUCCAAGACAUGACUUUGCAAGCAGGUGAGAAUCCUAACAGGAGAAUAUUAUAUUCAGAAUUGAAGCAUAUUGUAUUAAUAACACGCAGUAAUCAAAUGGGGAUUUUGUUUUCUGCAAUGUCAUUGCCAACAGCAGCGUGUUAAUUUAUUUCUCUAUUUACCAUCGGCUGCGACAUUGGGGAAAUAAAGUCGCACGCAUUGUUGGUCUAAAACUUAUUUACAGAAUCGUCUGGAAUGCGCCUGAGAUCACGUGACUUUGUUCAAGAUCAUAUUUUCUCGUUGCAGCUGCAACAGCAGUCUCGGUGCUGGAUGCUUUUGCACCGAUCACCUGGCAACACAGCAAAAACAUUUAUCCUCAUGGUGAUUGAUAUUUUCCCUCACCGAUGUGUGUAGGUUUUCACCACGGUGUUGUUUGAAAUUGAUGUCUGACGUUUCGCACCACAUACAACCCAAAAACACGUCGGAGUGCUGUAGAGCACAACCGCAAAUACCUACGCAGUAGUGAUGUGUUAUGCAAUGUGUACACGUUGGCAAAUUCGUCACGAGAACCAAAUUAAUUUGUCUAUAUGGAGACAAAUAACAUUUUGGUGUCAGUUAUCUUAUUUAUCUUUUGUGGUUUUUUUCACCUUUAUUUCCUGCAUUGGCUCGUUUCUUUUCUCCUUAAUUCAAAGGCUCAGCAAGGAUUUCCCAUUGCCUAGAUGACCUGCCUGGUUCAUGACAACUUCUUGGGCUUAGGCCAUCCAGGAAAGACAGGAGGGGUUGGGGGUUUGGGCCUCCUAGGAUGUGCUGCAUUGAUGAUUCAAGAUAUGAACUUUGAACCAAAAAUGUGCAGCUGUGUUGCAAAACUACGGCUGGGAUUCCACGCUUGUACUGUGUAGCUUCUCCGAUGUGUGUGUGCUUCGGGUUGUACCAUGCGUCGAUCGGCUCCUGAAAUAGCUCCCAGCAUGUGGAGCAAAACGUCUGACAACGAUGUCAAACAACACGUGGUGCAAACCAACUACACGGGAGACCUGUGAAUUGCGAAACAGAUGGUAUGGUGAUGCCACAUUUUACAUCAGACAUUGCACAUCAUUUGAAUAGAGAAACACGUUGUUCUUUUCACUGAUAUUACAUAAUGCGACUUUAGUGUAUUAAACACACACACACACAAACAAAACACUACGUAUAUUUAACUUUUUUUUAAGUGUCUGCAACUCUUAUUUUUUUCAGAAGCAUUACAAACGUAUAUUCACGUGAACACUGGCUGUUUAUGGCCAAUUGCAUAUGAGUUAGAGAGUACGUUUCUAUAGUGGCAUGUGUGUUCUAAUUGCAACGUGCAGGUAUUUGCACACAUGCAAUGAUACGGAAUUAUCACUGUUGAUGGCUGUGCUGCCUGCUAUUGUGGGCACAUGUUUGCGUGCAUAUACACGCACACACACUGUUAAUGCUGUACAUUAAAUACACAGUCCACCUGCCUGCAAUGGCGUGAACAAUAUAUGUACAGCACAGGAAAACCCUUACAUGUUAGAAGUUUCGUGUAUUCGUAUACGUGCGCAAUGGCAUUCCUGGUUUAUUUAGCUCACUCAUUACUGAUGUAGUUUUAAAUUAAUUGAAACUCCUCCUAUACAUGUAUAAAUUGGGGUCCACUAUGGAUGGAUCUUAAUGCGGGUACAUAUUGAAAGCAAUAAACUAUUGAUAUAUGUGUGGGUGACCUCAGGUAAAUGCAGACAAUAAGAUCCAUUUGUUGAGAUAUUUCUGGGUCACUACUCUUAUCUAAAAAAAUCCCAGAUAAUAGGAUUAAUGCAGCACUUCCAUGAGACCACUUCUAAACAGGGUGCCCACCUUCUGAGGGACAAAGGGCCAUUACACACUCAUUCAAUGAAUAGGAAUAUCGCACCACACCAGGAGAGGGGAGGGCUACAUCUCAAUGCAUUGUCUUUGGCCGUGUAUUAGUAACACAAUUGCGCAACUGACAAAACCCGUUUAAUUAAUGCCGUUCCAUAUGAAAACACAGAAUAGCUGGAGGGGAAUUGUUUAUUAUAAAUUGAUCUUUUUCAACAAGAUCUCGAGGCAUUACUCUGCUUUUUAAAUCGUGCUUGGAAUUUACUGUAAAGACGGUGUUGUCUUGUACGGGAGAGGAUGAUGAAAUUACAAUGUCAUAGUAACGAAAGGGACACUUUCUUAACAUAUCUCUAAUUCUCUAGUGAACUCUCAAGUGUCCUCAAGGCAUUUGCAUUUCCAAAGAUCCCAAAUGGUGCUGGAAUAGUAGUGCAACUCCUAUGGAGUGAUGGAUGGCUGUAACACAAUGAGGUGGAAUUGAUGUUCUUGUAUAUUUUGUUAAUUUCACAAAUAUAUUUAUGUACUUGAUAUUGUAUUGUGCCAUAUAUGCGUAGUACAUUGUUCCGUUGUUAAUGAUCUUCAAUCCCGCUGUCCGAUCGGCAUUCUGCAAUAAGGCAUAUUUUUCUCCAUGGAUGAAAUUGUGUUCUUGGUGUAGGGAGUGUUUAUUAGCUUUGACUUUUUUUGAAAGAAACAAAUUAAAAUACAAAUAGGAAAACUAAGCAUUUCUUCUAUUUUAUACCUGAAUAAAAGAGAAGAAAUGUU
Molecule: messenger RNA, 4594 nt
Organism: Petromyzon marinus (sea lamprey)
Lineage: Eukaryota; Metazoa; Chordata; Hyperoartia; Petromyzontiformes; Petromyzontidae
Product: putative beta-lactamase-like 1
Source: RefSeq, a predicted model, not a curated record